GUGAACGUCCCAUAAUUAAAGGGUUCAUCAAUAAGGAUGUGCUGCUGCCCUGCACAGCUGAGCAAAAGGGCCCCUUCCACCUGGAAGAGGUUGUGGUUAAUUGGCAGAGUUCAGACAAUCGGGAAAUCGUGCACAGCUUCUACCACGGCGAGGACCAUGCAGAGCACCAAGCGCAAAGGCUGCGGGGAAGAACCCAGCUCUUUCCCCAGGAGUUCCCCAGCGGCAACGCGUCCCUGUUGUUGAGAAGAUUAUCCAUCCAGGAUGCAGGGAACUACACCUGUCACGCUGUUGUAUAUGAUGCAGCUCCUUUUACUGAGCACAACCUCCAGCUUCACGUCCUAGAGGAAGAAGUCCCAAUAAAACAAGGAAACAACUGGCUCUUUUUUCUCUUUGCCAUUUUACCACUAGUUUUCCUAGUGGUGGGCACUUUCCUCAUUAAAAAGAAGUGUAAAAAGUCUGAUUCAUGCAGCACAGAAGAUGCAGAGAAGCUGAUUGAGGACAGGAAUGCAGAAGUCCUGGAACGUUUCAGACGGGCGGUUUGUGAGAGAUCUGCACCCUGCUACAAACUGUUUUCAGAGAAAGAAUCAGAUAACACCUUAGGCAGGAAACUAUACAUGAUAAGUGGGAAAAAGCUACGCGCAGCCAGUGAAAUAACCAAUUAUAUAUAUCGAAGUCGGGAGAAAGUGGCUAGCAUACAGCCCGAAGAGCUGUUCACCGCUAAGAAACCAAAUGCCACACGGAUGUUACUGGUGGGAAAUACUGCCAAGAUAAUAAGCCGUACCUGUAAGAGGCUGCAACAGAAGUGGGCUUCAGAGGAAAACAAGGUGAUCUACGGGUGUGUGAUCUAUAUACCAUGCAAGGAGCUGAAAUCUAGUGAGAGCCCAAUGAGUGUGAGACAGCUGCUGGAACAGCAGUGCAAAGAGCUAGCCCCCGUUCUGCCUGAUCUUCUCAGUACCAGGACAGUGCUCAUUAUUCUCGAUGGACUAGAGGAGUUCAAGGAUGAUCUGAGCGACACACAGUCCUCUGGGAGUCUGGAUAUCGAUACCCCUUUAGUCAUCAGCGCUCUGGUCUGGAAAGUCAUCACCAAGGAUCUUCUCCCAGAAACAGAUGUUCUGGUAACUGCCCAGCUAACUACAGUGAGUGAAAUCGGGAAGCAUUUUGAGGACAUAUUUGUAAUCUUUGACUUUACUUCUGAUCAGAUUAAGCAAUAUUUUGACAUAGGUCUUCAAACAAAAGAAAUAUUUCAUUGUAACUUUGGUGCCGUGACAAAGCAGGAGCUGUUGCCUUUGGUAGCUGUUCCUCUCCAAAUUGAUCUUUUGUGUGAUGCAUUGAUGACUGUUUCCAAAAACCUGGAUAUCAGAAAUGAGCAACUUACACCUGAUGAGAGGGUGUCUUCUUCUUCGCAGCUCAGUUCAAGGACCCUGGAAGCAGAUGGCACUGAUACGACACCUCCUGUCCCUGCACUGAAUGCAGACUCCAAAUUUCUAGAAGAUAUUAAAGAAAUUACCUUUCGUCUGGCAAAGAUGUGUUAUGACUGUCUGGUCUCUGAUGCACAGGAGAUACAGAGAGAGGAUCUUGAGAGGUAUCGUGUUGAUCCUGACAUUCUCACAAAGCAUUUUCCCCAUUUCUUUUUAAGUAGAAAAGAGGGUAAAUUUUUUGUGACUCAGCAUCCUGGCGUAAGGAGCAUGUUUGCUGCCUUGCACUGUGUCCGGCGGAUCCAGGAUGCAGAAGAGCUGAAGGAGUUCCUGGAUACCUGGGUUUCUGGGCAUCUCCCUGCACAAGGAAAAAGCAAAAGCCUCCUAAAGGAUGUCCCCUUCAGUUGUCUAGCAGAAAGGCAACAUUUCAUCAGGUUCUUCAUGGCUCUCUUGCCUUACAAAAACACCAAAGACUUCUUAUGGGGCCCACGUCUACUCAGUGAUGCUCUAAGAAGACCUCUGCAGAAGUGGUUUGAAGCCUGGAUUGCUCAACGCCUUGACAAAAUGCAUUUGCUCAACCUUCUCCAUUGUGUGUUUGAGCUGCACGACACCUCUCUGACCCAGGAUGUGUCACGUUGCUUUACGCACAUCACUUUGCACCACAUUCCCCUCAGCCCUGCAGACAUUGGAGCUAUGAAAUACAGUCUGGAGAAGUCCAAGAUGCAAGUGUUAGACUUAAGGCUGUGCGACCUCCAGGAUGAAAACUUAGAGCAACUGGACUCUGUAAUGAAGAGCUGUACGCAAGUCUGGAUAAGUUACAAUAAGCUGACUGAAAAAUCUGGAAGAAUCCUGCAAAGAGUCCUUGAAUACCCCAACUGUGCCAUGCAAUACCUCUCGGUACUCGUCAAUAAAUUGGGUUCCAAUGGAGCUAAGCACCUGUGGACUGCACUGGAGACGAACAGGAGCUUGAAGAUACUUCACUUGUACGAUAACAGCAUCAAAGAUGAAGGUGUAGAAAAUCUGGCUCAAAGCUUAUGGAAGAACUGCUCUCUCCAGUUGUUAAACUUGUGUGCAAAUAAGUUUGGAAAAGCAGGAAUCCAAAACAUCGAGGAAGUGAAAAGGCACCGACCUGACUUGCAGGUUGUAUUGAAGAUGACAGAAAGCGAACAGCUGCUUGAUGAAGUGAUAGAAAUGGUGGAGGAGGUAUUCAGCGAACAGCACGCAUUUGACAAAAAGUGGCUCCUAAAAACUAUUCAGACUGCCAAGAAAGAUCUUCAUGAUGAAGGGCAUCUGAGGGAGCCUGUGAGAGGAAAAGUAAUAAAGCUAAAAAAGUUGUUGAGAAAGGUUGAAGACCAGUUCCAAGCACAAGAGCCUGGGAAAGACUGCAUCCUCAAGCUUAGUUAGAAGGUAGGCUAAAAAGGCAAAUUCUUCCAAAGCAGAAAAGUGCUGCAGCUUUGCACCCAGUGAUAAGCCUAGAUGCAUUCAUAUCACUUAGGACAAGCUCUGUAGAUGUACCGCUUACCACCUGCAUUAGUGGAAAAUUUCUAACCACCGGUCGAGUAGCAGGAUUCAAGGGCUACAUUCCCAGACAGAUAACCAGCAAGCAAAGGCCUGAGCAGGAGUUUUUCCCCACUUUGGCCUACCUGAGCUUGCAAGGUCAGGAGCAUCUGGCUGAUGUUUCUGCCUCUGUGCUGGUUCUGCUACGUGGAGGGCUACCCCUGGCAAUGAGGAGAGCAAGCCAGGGGUCAGAGGUAUAGCAGAGCAGCAGUGCCCCUCCUGGAAGUCACUGCCUGGGGCUGCUGUCCCGGCCACCCGGCCACAGGUCCGAUCCAGGAGCACUUCCGUAGCAGGGAAAAUGGAAGAAUGGGUUUUGCAGGCAACUGUUGCCCAUAUCUUUAAACAGUGAGAAACCAUGUCAAACUUUUCCUUCCCCUGCUCCGUGAUCGGCCUCCUGCUUUGCCCUGACUCAGUUUCUGUGUUUCCCCCAAGCAUCAGUUUCUGUGAUGUCCCAAGCAUCGCAAUCGGGCUGGGGAAAGGUACUGAGCUUGAUCACUCAAUUCCCUUCCCCAGCCCUACGAUCGGGCUGGGGAUGGGAAGUCAGCCCAGCUGGGCUGAGUUCCUUUCCCCAGCGGGACGGUCGGGUGAAACAUUGAAAUGGCGUCGAAACAGCCUGGCUGGAAAAUGGAACAGCUGUUUCGACUCAAAAUGAAAUUCGAAACAAAACGCUGCUCCGUUCAAACCUCGAAGCUGAAGUCGAAAUGGAAGAGUGCCGUUUCGCACAGCCCUGCUAAUUCCCCAGGCUGAGCUACCUGUGCUCUGCUCGGCUCGCAGGAGGGGUCCUGCAUUCAGGGGCGCUGAUUAUAUGAAGACAGAUCAAUGCACGUGGCCGUGUCUGCAGGACUGCUGCUGUUGAGACAGGGCUGAGUCCAGGCUGGAGGAGCAAAACGCAAGUCUCUGCUUCUGCUGCUUGCUCAAACUGAGCUGCUUCCCCUCUGAGCCUCAGUUUUCCUGUCUGUGAAAUGGGCAUGGUAACGUGCACAGUCCAAGGGGGCUAGUCUGAGAAUGUCAAAUAGGUUGAAAGCAGCACGUGAACGUAUUUACACGCAUCCCUGCUUUUACUAUUGUAGGUAAUAGAAAUUGGGCUGGGUCUCCCUUCCCCCUCCUGCUGUCCCACCCCUGUUUGCAUUGGGAGGGAGGUCUGGCUCAGGGCUCCUGUUCUCCAUUGAAACCAAGGCAGGUUGACACAGGGAAGGAGGGAGACUGUCCCGUUGCUCCUUUAUCAUCCCUGGCCACUUCCUCAGCCAGCUUCUCCUCUGUUGCCCCAUCUCUGCAGUCUCUCUCACCUGGUUUGAUUGGUUCCUUCUUUUGCUUUUGCAUCGCUUCUUCCAGCCCCUCGGGCACAGCCCCGACACUGCCUUUCUUGCACACCUCGCCGUGCUGCUCCCACUGCCUCCCGCUCUGUUCCCAAUUACCAUGAAACCUUCCACCCCCUCAGCCCAUCCCCUCUGCUGUGAAUGGGGCAAUGGUACCAAAGCCGUUCUGCUGCUGUUCGAAUACCAAGAGGGAGAGACCAUGCUCCCACAUCCCCUCUUGUAAACCUCUCAGCCCAUUUUCAGUGUUUUAAAUAACUGUCUUGCCAGGAAAGCAAGCUGCACAUCACAGGAGACAGUGUAAGGGCUCUUCUGUUCACUGUGCAGCUGCAAUCAUACAAGCAAACAAGACAUGAGGAUGCUGGAGACUGGGAUGGAGGAUAAGCCUCAGGAUUUCGGCUAAUAAAAGUUAAUGAGGGGGCCUAGUUCAAUGCCUGGAUAAUGCUAGAUGUGACUCCAUGUUCAUCACUCAGAGCCUGUCUACAACGGAGGCUGCAGCGCACUGUACGUAUCUGUGCCAACAGCAUCGUUUUGGCACUGACAGCCUCUCCGAGCUCAGAUGCUAGAAUAAAGAAGCCUAGUGUUGGUAAUA
Alligator sinensis (Chinese alligator) is the source of this 4877-nucleotide messenger RNA. RefSeq lists its product as uncharacterized. Gene Ontology annotation, molecular function: protein binding. The record is from RefSeq and is a predicted model, not a curated record. Bases 615 to 2819 code for a protein of 734 amino acids. NCBI's taxonomy places the organism in Eukaryota, Metazoa, Chordata, Crocodylia, Alligatoridae. Gene Ontology annotation, cellular component: cytoplasm. The transcript is spliced from 7 exons.